CUUUCCCUGUACCUGGAUCUCUUUUCCUCACCACUUUCUCCUUGACCCAGAACCGUCCUUCUAUUUUUUUCCUCUGGAAAUGGUUUGUCCCCUGCCAGGAACACCCUGGAGACUGAAUGCUUACCCAAAGAAAUGAAUUUUAAUGAUGGAAUUAAAAGAGUGCAAGACUAGUGCUACAACAUAGUACUUGAGACAAUGCCGAGGGACAGUGUCCAAGGCUGCACAGGGCUGAGCUGGGCUGGGCCUUUCCCGUCUGAGCCGCCACAGCAUCACCCGGCGUGUCACAGAGAGACGGGCACAGCAGACACGGUGCACGAAGGAAUGAACGAACAAACCGCGGAACCGAGGGCCCUGCUUCCUCAUCGGUCUUCAGGCUGCUCUGGCCGGGAGAUGACGGCGAAACAGAAGCUCUCCGUGGCUAACAAGGCCCCCGGGACCGAGGGGCAGCAGCAGGCAACUGGUGAGAAGAAGGAGGCUCCAGCAGUGCCCUCGGCCCCACCCUCCUAUGAGGAGGCCACCUCUGGGGAGGGGCUGAAGGCUGGGGCCUUUCCUCCACCCGCCUCGGCUGUGCCUCUCCACCCUAGCUGGGCCUAUGUGGACCCUAGCAGCAGCUCCAGCUAUGAGCAUGGUUUUCCUGGAGAUCAUGAGCUCUUCACCACCUACAGCUGGGAUGACCAGAAAGUUCGCAGAGUCUUCAUCAGAAAGGUCUAUACCAUCCUACUGAUCCAGCUGCUGGUAACCUUCAGCGUCGUGGCUCUCUUUACCUUCUGUGACCCUGUUAAAGACUAUGUCCAGGCCAACCCAGGCUGGUACUGGGCGUCCUAUGCUGUGUUCUUUGCGACCUACCUGACCCUGGCCUGCUGUUCUGGACCCAGGAGGCAUUUCCCCUGGAACCUGAUUCUCCUGACCAUCUUUACCCUGUCCAUGGCCUACCUCACUGGGAUGCUGUCCAGUUACUACAACACCACGUCUGUUCUGCUGUGCCUGGGCAUCACGGCGCUCGUCUGCCUCUCAGUCACACUCUUCAGCUUCCAGACCAAGUUCGACUUCACCUCCUGCCAGGGCGUGCUCUUCGUGCUGCUCAUGACUCUGUUCUUUAGUGGACUCAUCCUGGCCGUCCUCCUGCCUUUCCAAUACGUGCCCUGGCUCCACGCAGUGUAUGCCGUGCUGGGAGCAGGCGUGUUUACACUGUUCCUGGCAUUUGACACCCAGUUGCUGAUGGGGAACCGACGCCAUUCGCUGAGCCCUGAGGAGUAUAUUUUUGGAGCCCUCAACAUUUACCUAGACAUCAUCUACAUCUUCACCUUCUUCCUGCAGCUUUUUGGCACCAACCGGGAUUGAGGAGUCCUUCCCACGCCCUCCUUCCUUCAGAAAAUGCCCCUUGCUGGUUCUCUGCCCCUCCCUGUGCUCCUGCAAGCCCAGAUAUAAAAUUAGCUGCCAGCCCAGUCUGUGGCCACCCUCCCUUUCCCUCGGCCUCACCCCCCCACCACCGCCCCGGCCCCCUGCAGCUUGAACCUCUUCCAUCAGGGGCCCCGUGGAACAAGACCCCGCCAGCCCCCAUGUGCCCUCCCCUAGUCACAUCUCCAAAACCGCCAUAGUCAAGGUGGAGUCUCCUCUGGGUUUGAGGGCCCCAGGGAUGAGUGGGCAGAGCCUAGCAGGAUGUCAGAUGUGAGAAAGAGACCCCAGGAAGCCUGACUGAAACCAGCACCCCCAGAGUCACUCCUCCUAGGCUGCCAUUCCUGUGUGACCUUGACAUACUCUGCCGUGUCCAGUCCACCCCUUUAUCUUUGCUUCCAGGUCAGGCAUGGACACGCUGUGAGGAAGAGGCUGGGGAGACAGCUGGGAGAUGGGGAGAGGGUGCUCUGCGGGUAGGGGAACAUGGGUGGACAGUUUGUCCUAGGCUGCCCGUGCUGUCUCCACUCUGGGACCAGUUACUUUUUUAGGCACUUGAACCCUAGAGCCAAGAACAAUGGCAGAGGGUAGGAAGCAGUGCCAUCUGCACUUGCCCUGGCUUACCCUGCUGGGUCAUGAUAGAGCACUGUUGGGCCAGGAGGUAGGGGCUGGAGGGCCUGCUGCUAACUGGGGGACUGUCCUAGAACUCUAAGGCGGGUGGGAGCAGGACAGCCAACUGGGAGGCCUGGGUUCCCCAACACUCACCUGCAUCCAUCUGGGAGGACUUUGGGGUUCGCAGGACUGAGACCUACAUCCUCUCACCUUGCAGUCCUGAGGCUAAGAGAAGACUUGGGCCCUCGAAGACUGGGUGUUCUGAGGACAGGAGGACUAUUUUAGUCAAGUCAGCCCCAUCUGGGGGGAAUGCUUCCCUGCCCCCAGCCCUUCCCCAAGGCCUUUCUUAUUCCCCAAACCCUCCCCCAUCAGCUCCCUUUUGCUGGCUUCUCCCCAGUCAGCAAACAGGCUCAUUUGACAGUCCCCCUGCCCCUUCUCCUAGCUUCUCUUCUCCAGCCAUUCAGCCAAGAGUCCUAAGCCCCCUCCACUCCUUAUCUCAACAAUCCAAUUUGGAAGUUGUCCAGCUGAUGUUAACAACGGUGGCCAGUCCUUCCAGCAGGCCCCAUGUGAUGAGGUCCGGGCCUCCUUAUCAGCCUUCAGGCGGCUGAGAUCUCGGCAGGGUGUACGUCAGCCACCCCCAUCCCCUGCAGGCCCACUGGGGCGGGGGAGGGCCAGCCAGCAGCUGUGCAAGGCCAGCUCUGGGCCAGUGGAAAGUUACUGGGUGGAGCCAAGGAGGUUGAGAGUGGAUACCUGAACCUGGACCCUCCCUUGGCCUCUCCCUCCAGGGCUGAUUCUCUCUCCCUGUGCUGGGGGCUCUGUUGGCCAGUGGGGAGAGCGGGGGGAGCCAGAGGUGGCUAGGUAUGUUAUCUGUCCGUUCCCCCUCCUUCUCCAGCCUUCCUUUUCCCAGAUUUCAAGAAUAUUGCAAAAGCAUUUGAAGUUUUGUUCCAUCUUGGUAUUUGAGAAGAGAGAUGGUGGUGGUGUGUGUGAGAUAAAGGCAACUAGGAGCGUGGGUAGGAUGCCUACUGUGUGCUAGUCUAAAUCCACCACAGUGAUCCUACAAAGGCCGUGCCCUGCACAGCUCCAUUGCAGAGGGGAAAGCAGAGGUGGCCGAGGGCUCAGUGCCGUGGUACAGCUGACAGCGCGGUGUGGAGGGCCUAGGAUGAGGCUGGCGGUCAGGCCUGACUCUGGGAAUUUGUUGUCCUCAGUGCUGCCCCUGGCCUUCCAUCGCCCCCAUCCCCCAGCUACCACCACCAGAUUUUAUACUCCGUGGUUCCCACCUUCUAGACACAAGCUGAGGUCAGAUUCUGGUGUUUGGUUCCCAGUCUUACUGCCAACAGGUUUGUGGUUCUAGGCUAGUGUUUCUUGCUGUCUGAGAAUCCAUCUUCCCAUCAUCACUAUGGCAGAUCGUGGCCAGGGUGGCAAAGAAAGAGGUGCCGGGACACGAUUUCCAUCGACUUCAUCGCCCCGUUGUCCCUUCCUCAAGGGCCCUCCCUUUGGUCCCUUUCCUAACCUCUGGCCUCCCUUUUAAAGGGUUUCUCCCUCCACCCCUCACCCUGCAACCCUGAUCAUGCUUCCCACUCUGCCUGUCCAAGUCCUCCUUUUCCGCAAACAGUUUUUGUAGGAACUGGGGAUGGAAAGGUUUGUCCAACGAUGAGCCCCCAAAGCAGGAGGGCGGCAGAUCCUCAGCCAUGAGCAAUGUGACAGAGGUCACUCAGGGCCAUCUGAAAGCAGAGCCCCCCUCUCAGGGUCCAACGAGGGGCGUGGGCACACUGAGCUGCCUGCAGAGCCAGGAGCGGCUCCUACAUUCCACCUGCAUCAGGCUCUGAGGAGCCGGGAACACCUGGAUGGAGCUUGAAAGAAGGAAGGGCGGGGAACAGGAAUGCAGGAUUACAAGAAACCAAGAAAUUGAAGCUGGGCGGGUGUCCCAAGCGGCA
Talpa occidentalis (Iberian mole) is the source of this 3938-nucleotide messenger RNA. RefSeq names its product Fas apoptotic inhibitory molecule 2 (gene FAIM2). The transcript has 14 exons. Lineage: Eukaryota; Metazoa; Chordata; Mammalia; Eulipotyphla; Talpidae. Gene Ontology annotation, biological process: negative regulation of apoptotic signaling pathway. The record is from RefSeq and is a predicted model, not a curated record. The coding region runs from base 196 to 1341 and encodes 381 amino acids. Gene Ontology annotation, cellular component: membrane; Golgi apparatus; endoplasmic reticulum.